CGGCCGUUAUUUCCGUUGCGGCCGUUAUUUCCGUUGGGCCCACUGGCGCCUCGCGUUCCUCGUCGCUCGCGGCUUGCGGGGCGAGCGUCUCGGCGCCGCCAUGGCCACCCCUCCGAAGCGCGGGCGGCGCGAGGGCGCCGUCAAGAAGAUCGCCGUCGAGGGCAACAUCGCGGCUGGGAAGUCGACCUUUGUAGAUAUCCUCAAGCAAGCUGAUGAAGACUGGGAAGUUGUUCCUGAGCCUGUAGCAAGAUGGUGCAAUGUUCAACAGAACGCUGAAGAGGAUGGUGAGGAGCUGAGCACGUCCCAGAGGAGCGGGGGCAACGUGCUGCGCAUGAUGUACGAGAAGCCGGAGCGCUGGUCCUUCACGUUCCAGACGUACGCGUGCCUCAGCAGGGUCCGCGCCCAGCUCCGCGCCCUCGACGGGAAGCUGCGCGAGGCCGACAACCCUGUCGUCUUCUUCGAGAGAUCCGUCUACAGCGACAGGUACAUCUUUGCAGCUAACUUAUACGAGUCUGAUUGUAUGAAUGAGACUGAAUGGACUAUUUACCAAGACUGGCACGACUGGAUGAACAAGCAGUUUGGUCCAAGUCUAGUGCUGGAUGGGAUCAUUUAUCUCAGAGCUACUCCUGAGAAAUGCUUAAAUAGGAUUUACUUGCGUGGAAGAGAUGAAGAGCAAGAAAUUCCCAUUGAAUAUCUGGAGAAGCUUCACUACAAGCAYGAAAGUUGGCUUCAGCACAGAACAUUGCGAACUGAUUUUGAAUAUCUGCAGGAAAUACCUAUUUUAACGUUAGAUGUUAAUGAAGACUUCAAAGGCAAAAAGGACAGAUAUGAUCACAUGACUGAAAAGGUCAAAGAGUUUUUGAGCACGCUAUAAUCCUCUUGGAAGCAUAGGCAGAAUCAAACAGUUGCAAACGUCUGUGAGAUCAAAGUCUGAAGUACAGCCUCUGCUUUCAUAGAGGGCCUCUGGAGAGGCAGGACUCAACCCUGUUGAUUAAUUGUGAGGAACAAACCGACUUUCUGUCGAGAGAAAUAAAUAAACCUAGGUCUGCUCACUGUUAUAUAAAAUAACAGGCAAMAAAAGUCUUGAAGGGACUUGAAUCUAGAGCUUCCAGAUGUUAGGUGUCUUUGUAAUUGGAGAAGUUCUGGAAUAUUUCAUGUUUUCAUUUAUUUUACUCCCAGUAUCUACUUCAUUUCCAGCAAGGUAGUGGUUUCUCUAGAACUGUUGUUGACUUCUUUCAUUGAUGUGAUUUGCUGCUGAUGACUUAACAUUCUGAGAAAGAAAACAGUGACAAUUAUUUCUGCUGGUGAGAGUAUUAAUAGAUUUUUUUUCAAAGUAAAAUAAGAUCUGACUAUUUUGAUAGGUGAAACACUUAGAAUUCACGGAUUUGAAACCAAAAGCUGAACUGCUGAAAUUUGGAAGCUGUUAGAUAGGAUUUUUGUUUUUGUUGUCAUGGUGCACUGUGAACUAGGAUAUUAAGAGUUUUUUUUUUCAUUUCUAUUGCAUGUUGCUUUGGGUUUUAAACUUUUUUUUUUAACUUUUUAUGAUAUGGGGUCAUUUUUGGUAGUUGCAAUCAUCUUUUUCUGUAGAUGAGUAGGUUCUCUUGAUGGAUAUUGCAAGGAAAAGAAGAACAUUUUGCCARUGGCCUUCAUUGCUAAACGAUGUGUCCCUAAACAUACUUGACUGCUUUUUAGAUAUCGGAGGGGGGUUCCUGUUUUUAUUUCAGCUUCUCCAUUUGUGAACUGGGACCUCGGGGUAUUUAUAGGUGAUUCUGCAGUUACACAGAUCAGACCUUCCCUUCAUGGGCAUGUUGCCUUAGGAAGGGGACAAGWUUGUGGCGUAGCUGCUGUUUUAUACAUUGCUUUUAUUUUAUUGUUUUGUGACUGUCACCUUUGUUUCAGGUGCAGAAAUAAUCUAAAUUAUACAGGCUAUGCAUUUUUCAAGCAUUGUAUUUUAGGCGCUGUUCUGCUUUAAACCUUUCUGAAUGAUCACGCAGUUGACUUUU
Molecule: messenger RNA, 2003 nt
Organism: Nothoprocta perdicaria
Lineage: Eukaryota; Metazoa; Chordata; Aves; Tinamiformes; Tinamidae
Gene: DCK
Product: deoxycytidine kinase
Exons: 7
Coding region: 101-874 (257 amino acids)
Biological process (GO): nucleobase-containing compound metabolic process
Cellular component (GO): cytoplasm; mitochondrion
Molecular function (GO): deoxycytidine kinase activity; ATP binding
Source: RefSeq, a predicted model, not a curated record